AUGGCUUUGUGCUAUCAAAAGCAUCCAUUCGAAAUCGAGACAGAAGAUCGAUUAACGACAAUUAAUACGAAAAUAUUUGAAAUUAAGAAGAAGAUACAGUUAUCAGAGGGUCAAAGAAAAUCAAUACACGAAGAAAACGAAGCCGAGAAGAAACAGAACAAUGAUUUGAUUGAUACUUUAAAAAAGGAAAUUAAAUUGCGUCUUCAGGAGUUGAAUUUAGCAAAAGAGGUUUUAAGCAACGAAGAAGCAGAAGUAAAGAAGUAUCUGAAUGAUGUGUGCCCUGUUGGUAACAAACCUGCAGAGAAGCUUAUUGAAAAUUUAGACCUCAAAGUAAUUGAACAAAGAAAAAUAUUAGAUCUACUUAAAUAUGAGAAGGGCAGUAAGAAAAAGAGAUUGAAAGAGUUGGAAAAAGAGUAUGAGAAGCUGUUAAUCGAAAGCACAAAGAGCGACCUAGUAAAAUCAAAGAUUACCACCAGAGCUAAAAAGCAUAUUUCCCAUUUAGAAAACGAGAUUCACACAGUUCUUAUACAAUGGACAGAAGCUGAACUGGUGAAGAAGAAAUACUCCUCGAUCAGGCAGGCUCUCAGAGAAGAUUCUGUAAAGUUCGAGAGCUCUCUCGCAAACGUCGAAGAACUUCUCCGAAAACAAAAACAGGAAAUUAAGAAGCUUGAACGCGUCCGAGAUGAAGCGGCAGAGAUGCGGGCGCGAGCCACGGCGGCCACAGCGGCAGAAGCUGCGCGGGCGCAUGACGCUGAGCACGCCCGGGCCGCCGAGCGCGCCUACUUCGCGCAGCGCUUCGACGAGCGACGCCGGGAACUUGAGAAGCUCGAGAAGCGAAUAUUUCCACCUCCUUUACGAGCAGUCCGCCAGGAGUCGGUUGGAUCUACAGAAGGUGAGACAGCCGCCGAAGAGUCCACUCCAGCUCAGCAAAUGGAAGAUAUAUUCCAGAGGCUCAUGAAACUUACUGGGGUGACGGAAGCCGAGGAAGUAUUCGAUCGGUUCAGAGCACAGCGGGAAACUAGCGUUCGUCUGAACUAUCUCCAGCAGACCACAGAAGAAGAGAAGCUGCAGUUAGAGCAGGCGCAGACCUCACUCAUCGCAGAACUCGAGGGAUACAAGUUCGCUUCAGUGAAAGAAAAAGAUGAGGGACAAGAAGAAAUAACAAAUUUGAAAGGCAUGAUAGAAGAAGAGGGUGAACUAUACAGAAAGCUGGAGAAAGAAGUGGAAGAGUUAGACACGUUUCUACUCGAAAUAAAGAGAUUACUGUACGAGCUGUGUAAGAUGUUGGAUGUUAUACCCGACCCGCCCACACCAGAAUGGACUGCAGAAGCCCGGGACAUACAGGAGAUAAUACAAGUGCUAAGUAUCAGAUACGAGAAGGCCAGAAUCAGAACUGAAGCUAUCCUGGAGAAGCAGAAGGAUACUGCUGUCAUUAUGGUGCCGUCUAACCCAACCAGCGGGGCACAGUCUGUUGUAAACAUGAGUCUACACAGUCACAGCACCCAGAAGGAAUCCGACAAGCAACUACCGACUUACAAGGAGCUGGUGCACCGGGAGCCAGUGAAGCCACAGGCAUCUGAUGAAGAAGAAGACAUUCCGUCUAGAUGUUACCUGAAGCGUCAGGCUCAGUUGAUUGUGGACACCAAGUGUAGAAGAAAAGGAUUCCGACCUCCAUAUCCUAGAAAGUAAACUUAUGUAUUUCCGACCUCCAUAUCCCAGAAAAUGAACUUAUGUAUUUGGACUUCCAUAUCCCAGAUAGUAAACUUACAUAUUUCGACCUACUGCAUAACCCAGAAAAUGAACUUAUGUAUACUGACCUCCAUAUCCAAGAAAGAAAUCUUAUGUAUU
Leptidea sinapis is the source of this 1848-nucleotide messenger RNA. RefSeq names its product coiled-coil domain-containing protein 186 (gene CCDC151). Gene Ontology annotation, biological process: outer dynein arm assembly; cilium movement. Lineage: Eukaryota; Metazoa; Arthropoda; Insecta; Lepidoptera; Pieridae. Gene Ontology annotation, cellular component: cilium. The record is from RefSeq and is a predicted model, not a curated record. The transcript has 12 exons. Bases 1 to 1689 code for a protein of 562 amino acids.